This is a messenger RNA of Fomitopsis serialis, 1150 nucleotides long. RefSeq lists its product as uncharacterized. NCBI's taxonomy places the organism in Eukaryota, Fungi, Basidiomycota, Agaricomycetes, Polyporales, Fomitopsidaceae. The record is from RefSeq and is a predicted model, not a curated record. The transcript has 3 exons. Bases 194 to 1039 code for a protein of 281 amino acids.
GCCUCUGUGCGAUCUCCACUCAUCCGUCAACCCCUCUUGCGAUACGCUCCACUCGAGUCGGUCGUCUACGCCGACCUCAACCGCCCGCAGCACAUGGAACACGCGUGAGUACACUAAACUAACUAUCCGAGACGGUCCACAGCGCAGGGCAGCCUCCUGCGGGUGUCUACAUGCAACCCUGACCGCCCUUGCAAUGCGCGCAGCUAGCACGAGCACCGCCCACGUCAGAGCCCGUCCCGUCGUGCUCACGCACGACCGUGCCAGCGUGCCCCUCCGCUCCCGCCGCGAGCGAUCGGGACCGUCCCGGGACGACGCGGCAGUCGUCUACGGUCUGCGGGGGGUCGACAUCAUCAGCGAUCUGCAAGGCGGCAUCGAACCUCGAGCAAACUCACCUGCUCCCGCCAACACCGGUGCUGCCGACGACGGCGACAGACGUGCCGACUCGCGACGGCUCGCAGACACUGCCCGUCGACGAACGGCCUGCUCACCCGUUGCGACGAGGGCUCCAAUCUGUAAGACGGGUGGACUCUGCUUUAUGUACCUCGCCUGGCCGGGCGCUCGUCAGCGACGGGACAGCAGCAGCCGAGUCGCCGUCGCCUUUCCGGGCGACGUCCGCGGAAGCGAGCGAGCGUGGCGUCGCGCCUGGCAUGGAUGGCAGCCCCGUCGGUUGCCGCAGACGGACGCAUGGACGCGUUCUGGAUGCUCGCGCGCUCACCGAUGGGCUUCCCUGCGGCCGCAGCUCUCGCCCUUGCACCUCGCUCACCCGCGGCCUCUGUCACUACGACGGCAGGCCGCCGCCGUUCCGGAGCGCUGCUCGGACUCGGAUCGUGCACCGUGUCCGCGGAAGCGAGGUGGCGACGCGCCUGGCGUGUCGCUGCGAACGACGUCAGUGCCACAGACACAGACGGACGGAUGCCACGGACUCGAUCCGGACACUACUCGAUGGUCGCACCUACGCGUGGAUCGGACGUGGGACGCGAAUGUUCCUGAGCUACCGAGCAGGCGCUGCGGCGCGGGGAAGGCGUCCUCUCUGCUGUAAGGAGUGGGCUGUCUCUCUGCACUGAUCACCCGUGCAUGGCAGGGCGGGCAGCGUGGACGAGGCUCUCUACGUCGAGCUUGUCCCGGUGAAGUUGACGACGGACCCGGCGCG